ACACCACCAUUAUCAUCCACCGCAAACAACGUUAAACCCGCACCGACUUUAGAACCUACGGAUCCUCUUCUCCCUGAUGUACCCAGCUUCGUAUCCUCUGAUAAUCAUAAUAUUCUUGAUGAUUGUGAUAUUCAACCGCCACCCUAUUCCAAAAAAGACGAUAAAAAAGAUGAUUUACCUGAUUUUGAUGAUUUAGUAAAAAGGCUUGAAGCACUCAAAAGGAAAUAA
Molecule: messenger RNA, 228 nt
Organism: Acaulospora morrowiae
Lineage: Eukaryota; Fungi; Glomeromycota; Glomeromycetes; Diversisporales; Acaulosporaceae
Source: the annotation of a GenBank genome assembly